Molecule: messenger RNA, 1341 nt
Organism: Knipowitschia caucasica
Lineage: Eukaryota; Metazoa; Chordata; Actinopteri; Gobiiformes; Gobiidae
Source: the annotation of a GenBank genome assembly
AUGGCAAAAAGUCCCCCCGAGUUGCUGAGAGAGGCAGCAAAUUUAAUAGAAGAAGCUCUAAACAGAACUUCUCAGCCUCCGGUGGCGGCUCAGUCGCUUCAGAUACCUGCUACACCCUCUAGAACACCUGUCCAAGGGAAUGACACUGAUCCCAUGGAGGAGGGCUCACAUCAUGCCUCCGGGCCAGACAUCCCCUGCCUCACUUGUGAAAAGGCAGUUCCUUUUUCGGAAAUGAAGGUUCACAGACUGAGCUGCAAUGGGACACCCAUGCAGGACUCGGUAACAGAUCAAGGGGCAGGUCCAAGUGAAGAAAAUGAUAGAGAGACAGCCUCAGUCAAUGACAGUGUUCCAGUGAGGCCUGGAACAUCAGCUGAGAGUGCAGUUGUAUCAGCUGUGAUUAACACUGAGGACAAAGACAAAGAAUGGAAGCUUAUUAAAGAACCAGCUCAAGCUGCCAAGGUUUACAAAGAGAGUCUGCUAAGGGAACAUGCGUCUGGGGAACCACUGAGAAUGAAGAUGGAUGUAAGGGACUCUGAUGAGGACAGAGAACGGGAACUUCUCACAUUCUAUAAACGGCAGCAAGAAUGGGCAUGUCCACUCCGUUGUACUCUCAUUGGUGAUGUUGCUAUUGGAGAGGGAGUAAUGCGGCACUUUAUGACAACAGUAAUUUCCAAACUCCAGAGGAAUGGGGGUACAUUACUGUUUGAGGGUGAACCUGACCACCUCGUUCCAGCAGCAUCAGAGGUGCUUAUUGACAGCAACCUCUUCCGCGUUGCAGGAAGGAUGUUGGCCCACAGUUUCCUGCAUGACGGACCCAACAUCACAGGAUUAAGUCCUGCUGUAAUUCAUGUACUGUUCAAUGGAGACCCUGAAACGGCAACAGUUGUUACUGAAGACUGUCCUGAUCUGCACAUCAGGAGUAUCAUUCAACUGCUUGAACAUGAAGAACUUACACCAGAACAGAAGAACACUGUGUCAGAACUCUCCAUGUCUUGGGAUCUCCCAGCUGUCACAAAAACAAAUCGGAGAUGGCUGCAUAGCAAACUUCUAAUUCAUUCAGUGAUUGGGAGGACUAUGCGCCAAAUUCAACAGUUGAGAAAGGGACUGAAAGAUGUUAUGCUAUGGCCCUUGCUGACAUCUAGGCCAGAUAUUGUCCCACUUCUUUUCCCCAAAAUGGCUGAAAUACAGUUUACACCCCAGAUGCUCCUGGAAAGAAUCAUAUGGCCGGUUGAGGACAGUGAUGAAGACUUUGACAUAGAGUCCAUAUGCCGCCGCAUCACUGGCUUUUUAAGAAUGUUCAUUGAAACUGGUAUAACACCUUGUUAUGUUUUGCUCUACUAG